Messenger RNA from Penicillium mononematosum, 1194 nucleotides. RefSeq names its product sugar phosphate isomerase/epimerase family protein. The record is from RefSeq and is a predicted model, not a curated record. Bases 1 to 1194 code for a protein of 397 amino acids. NCBI's taxonomy places the organism in Eukaryota, Fungi, Ascomycota, Eurotiomycetes, Eurotiales, Aspergillaceae. The transcript has a single exon.
AUGGAUUGUAAGCCAGCUAUCACGACAGUCUCUCUUGGGUCAUGCGAGUUCCACAGCAUCACCGACAAGAUUGACGAAGCCGCCCGAAACGGAUUCAAGGCAAUCGAACUCUUCAUCGACGAUCUUGAGGCCCUCGCCAAAGAUAUCAGCGCUGCGCCUACCACCUCGGCCCCUUCUCGUGACUCCGUAUUAGCCGCUGCCCGACAGAUUCGCCAGCAGUGUGACCGAUUAAACAUUGUCAUUCUCAACCUCCAACCCCUACGCUUCUACGAAGGCCUGGUUAACCGGAAAAAGCGCGACCAAAUACUAGACGAGGUGCUUCCGAUAUGGAUGGACGCGCUCACAAUCCUCGGCGCAGACACUAUUCUAGUCCCCUCGAACUUCCUCCCCGAAGACCCAGCCACCGGGCUUCCGCAGACAGUCCGCGACUUGGACAUAAUCGUCGAGGACCUCCGUGAACUAGCUGCACGAGGCGCGCAACACGAAUCCUCGAUCAAAUUCGCCUACGAGGCCCUCGCCUGGGGCACGCACGUGAACACAUGGGAAAAGUCCUGGGAAAUCGUGCAGGCAGUCAACCGGCCGAAUUUCGGUCUCGCGCUGGAUACAUUCAACAUCGCCGGCGCCGUCUACGCCGAUCCAACCACAAAAGACGGUCGCGUUGCGGACACGGCUGAGACCGAUCUGACCGCUUCACUGGGGCGUAUGGCGUCUACUUUGGAUAUCAGCAAGCUGUUCAUCGUGCAGAUAGCUGACGGGGAACGUCUCAGCGAGCCCCUCCACCCGGGCCACCCUUUCUAUGUGGAGGGCCAGCCCAGUCGACUAAGCUGGUCCCGAAACUGCCGGCUUUUCCUGUGUGAGUCCGACCGUGGUGGGUUCUUGCCUGUUCUCAGUAUACUCAAGGCUAUCCUCGAUCUCGGCUGGACGGGGUACCUUGCGUACGAGGUCUUCUCGCGUUCGUUGGCGGAUAGUGAUCACCGGACUCCGGCGCGGCAUGCAGAGAGGGCGAAGCGGUCCUGGCAGCAGCUACGCGAUAUUGCCGAGAGCAAGAGGGAUCAGUCUAAAUCCCCAGCUCGAUCUAAAUCCCCAGCUGCCGGUGGCUUUGAAUUACCUGGAAUGGGAUUCCUGGAGACAGUGGUGCACGAGGUAGAGAAAGGGGUGGACGUAGGACUUUCACUUGGAGGCAUUGUAAUAUAA